AUGGAGACAAUGGAGGGUGUAGAUCAGCAGAGAAUGGAAAGAGUUCCACUGUUUUGUGAGAAGAUGAGAAAGGCUCAAACGGAAGCCAUGGAAAAUCGAUGGAAAGAUUUCAAGGAAACAAUGAUGAAACAUCAGGAAAUCAUCCUCAAGCAGUUUGACCUGUUCGAAAACACUGCCAUCCAUGUUGCAACUGGCUCCAACAACCCUCGACUCCUCCAAGAGUUGAUACAAAUGGUGCCUGUAGCAGAAAGGUGGCAAGCUUUGUGCAAGAAGAAUCGUGAGGGAAACACUGUCUUGCACGAGGUUGUGUUCUCCAAAAAUGUGAUCGAAAUGGCUGGUGUUGUCUUCUCGUUUGAAGAUGAGUUGCACCCACCAGAAAUGGAGGAGAAAAGGCCAUUGCUUGAGCUCACAAACGUCCGAGGAGAAACCCCUUUGUUCAUGGCUGCCAUGCAUGGAAAGCUCAAGAUUCUCAAACACAUGGCUAACCGUGCAGUCACGCAUCAUAUGGAUUUACGAAAGCAUUGGCAUCGAUCUGACCAAUAUAAUGUUCUUCAUGCCAGUGUCAUUGGCCAACAUUUUCAUGUUGCAAUUUGGCUGGUAAGAAUGGAUGAAGAACUUGCUCUGGAAAAGGAUAAGAAGAACUUAACAUGUCUUCAACUACUUUCCAAAAUGCCACAUGUUUUUCGAAGCCAUACUCAAAUGGGAGCAGUGAAGAGCAUCAUAUAUCUCUUGCUUCCUGAAGAAUAUGAUAUUGAUCAUCAAGAAAAAUUUCACUUAUUUAAACAAAAGAAAGAUGAAGAAAAUGGUAAAAAGGAUGAGUCUUUACUCAACAAAACAGCAAUUUCAGAUAUCAACUACAGGUUUUGGAAACACUUGGCGAAAGAGUUUGAAGGAAUUGAUCAUAUGUGGAAGGAAAAGAAAAAACACAAGUUGGCUGAUUAUCUGGCCAAUAUUUUGGUAGAAAAAGACUUAUCAUGGCAAGUAUCCUUUAAUGAGAAUAGAAGGACAAAAGUUAUUAAUAUGCCUCGUCAUCCUUUAAAUGUGGUGAAAAGGAGAAGGGUAAGUGCACAAAACAGGGAAGAGAGGCGUAUGUACGUUAAAGACCCUCCAGAACGCACAGCAUUAUUCAUAGCAACUAAAACUGGAAUUGUAGAAAUUGUUGAAAAAUAUAUUGAACUCCAUCCUGCGGCUAUUUAUCAUGUUACUGAGAAUAAGCAGAACAUAUUGAACAUGGCUGCUAAGUAUCGACAGAAGAAAAUUCUUGAAAUCAUAGAAAGAACAGGUACAACUGAAUCGUUGGUUGCUCAACUGACAGAUAAAGAACGAACUAUCUUGCAUGAAGUUGCAAGGAUGGAUUACUACAAAGGAGAACACUUAGCUGGAGUUGCAUUUCGUCUGCAAGAUGAAUUGCGUUGGUAUGAUAAAGUGAGAAGAAUCACUCCUAAACAUUACAACAUGCACUGUGAUAUAGACGGACACACACCUGAAGAUAUGUUAGAAAUUGAGCAUGAAAAGAUGCUUGAAGAGGCACAAAAAUGGUUAAAAGAAACAGCUCAAUCAUGCUCCACUGUUGCAAUUCUAGUUGCUACAGUUGUAUUUGCUGCUGCAUACACCAUUCCAGGUGGAACCGAAAAUGGUACUCCUGUAUUCCUUCAUUCUGGUGAGUUUCUCUUUUUCACCAUCAUGGAUGUGGUGGCUCUUGCUACCUCACUUGCUUCAGUGGUGGUGUUCCUCUCCAUCCUCACUUCCCCAUGUGAGUUGUGGGAUUUUCACAAGUCGCUUCCACGAAAACUGAACUUGGGAUUUGCUUUGUUGUUCUUAUCAUUGAUGACAACAAUGCUUGCAUUCAGUGCAACCAUGUUGUUGACCAUUCGAUUGGAAUGGAAGAAUUGGACUUCAACGUUGAUAUACAGUGCUGCCUUCUUUCCUGUCACUAUAUUUGCCAUCAUUCAGUUUCCUGUGUAUGUGAUGGCUCGAAGCAUCACCAAACAUCUAUGGAGGCAACUUAAGAAGAUCCUUCCAAUAAGAUUGAUUGAGCACUUCAUGGAUGAUGUUACUAGUAUUGAAUACAAAAGAAAACAUUAA
This is a messenger RNA of Sphenostylis stenocarpa, 2085 nucleotides long. The record is from the annotation of a GenBank genome assembly. NCBI's taxonomy places the organism in Eukaryota, Viridiplantae, Streptophyta, Magnoliopsida, Fabales, Fabaceae.